This is a messenger RNA of Lactuca sativa (garden lettuce), 972 nucleotides long. RefSeq lists its product as uncharacterized. Gene Ontology annotation, molecular function: DNA-binding transcription factor activity; DNA binding. NCBI's taxonomy places the organism in Eukaryota, Viridiplantae, Streptophyta, Magnoliopsida, Asterales, Asteraceae. The record is from RefSeq and is a predicted model, not a curated record. Gene Ontology annotation, biological process: regulation of DNA-templated transcription.
AAAUACAAAUUAUAAAUGUAAGUUUAUUACUAUUAAUUAAAUAAUAUAAACUCAUUUGAACAUUGAUGGAAAACCACACGACACCACAUGGGUUAUGUCACCGAUAGUUCCCUUUAAAUGGCACACGAUGCAAAACCUCCCUUCCUUAAACAGAAAAACCCUCCAUGGCUUCAUCUGACUGGUUUCAACCACCCUCAUAUUCGCCGACCUUUGUGGCAUCAAUGGAACCAAACCAGGACCAAGCCCUGCAGCAGGUCCAUUGCCCCCGAUGCGACUCCACCGAAACCAAGUUCUGUUACUACAACAACUACUCUCUUUCCCAGCCACGUUACUUCUGCAGGUCAUGUAGACGCUACUGGACCAAAGGUGGCACCCUCCGAAACAUCCCCGUCGGCGGAGUCUGCCGGAAAAACAAGAAACUUUCUUCCACUUCCAGCAAGCCCGACACCACCCACCACCGCCGCCAAACCCCAGAUGUGAACGGAAAUGGGAACACUAGUCUUCAACUUUCGUAUCCAGAAUCUCCGGCUAAGUUCACGGAGGGUGGCGGCGUUGGUGGAGAGUAUAAGGGUGAUGGACCUUUUCCGGCAAUGGUGGCAAGCGGUGCGGAUACGGGUAAUACCCAUGGGCUGAUUCUAUUUGGAGAAAUGGAGCAUUAUGAGAACAUGAUGGAUAAGGUUGAUGCGAAGCGUAGUAGGGUCUUCGCGUUUGAAUGGCAAGAACAAAUGGAUUGUCGUUCGGAUCUUUAUGGUUCAGGUGAAGGGAGAAACGAGUCGUUUGGCUAUUAAUGGGUCUUUGGUUCACAUGAGACCCGUUCAUAAACGGAUAGGUCCAUAAAAUGAUGGUAAUGAUAUAUAUAAUAUAUGUAUGAUUUUCAGAAGCUUUUGGUCCAAAUAUUAAUGGUUAGGUUUCUGUAAUUCGGAUUUUAUUUUCCUUUCUCUAGUAUAUGUAAAAUUUUACUUAUUUUCUUGA